Messenger RNA from Diaporthe batatas, 1617 nucleotides. RefSeq lists its product as uncharacterized. Gene Ontology annotation, molecular function: heme binding; oxidoreductase activity, acting on paired donors, with incorporation or reduction of molecular oxygen; monooxygenase activity. NCBI's taxonomy places the organism in Eukaryota, Fungi, Ascomycota, Sordariomycetes, Diaporthales, Diaporthaceae. The transcript has 4 exons. Bases 1 to 1617 code for a protein of 538 amino acids. The record is from RefSeq and is a predicted model, not a curated record.
AUGCAAACCGUCAAUCCCAUCGCUAUCUGUUUAGCCACCAUCGCCAUUGCUAUUGCCCAGCUUGUAAAAUUGUUCAGGCAAGCAAAUGACCCGAAAGGUGUUCCGGGACCGACUCUAUUGCCGUAUAUCGGCCGCAUCCAUGAUCUCCCUAUACAGUUUAUGUGGAUAAAGUUCAAGGAAUGGGCGGAUGAGUAUGCUGUAGAUGGAUUCUAUAGGACUGAGAUGCUCGGAGCCAAGUUUCUUGUCAUCUCAGACGAGAAAGUUGCAGAAGACCUGCUCGUCAAGAAGGCCAGGUUCAAUUCCGAUCGCCCUGCUAUCACAUCUUUAUUUGACCCAAAGAGCACAUUCGGUUCAAUGGAAUAUUUGCCGCUCAUGGGGAAGAACAAAUAUUGGGCUCGACAGAGGCGACUUGCACAUGCAUAUUUGACGGAUGCAGCGAAUGAUCAGUACCGUGGCUUGAUUUACCAUGAGUCAAAACGCUGGCUUUCCAGGUUGAUUGAGGACCCGGAUGAUUUCGGCUCUUCUCUUGAGGACAUGGCAGCCAAGAUAACAUGCCAGCUCACGUGGGACGACCCCACCGUCAGUGAGUAUUUGACCAAGAGUGCCUGGAAGCUCCUCACUCAGAUAUCCCCGGCCGGACCUAUCACAAAUAUCUUGACGCCUUUGUGGGAUUUGCCCUUGCCGCUGAAUCCGUGGAAGCAGGCGGAGAAAAGGCGCCACGAUGAAUUGCAUGCCUGGUGGAUGGAAAGACUCGUUACCACCCGCCAGAGAAUGGAGAAAGGCGAGCAGCGCCCGUGUUAUACCAGGCAUUUCCUGGAGAAAGGGAUCAAUGCAUACAAUAUUUCGGGUGAUUACGAGGCUUCUUCAGCCUUUGGAAUGCUAGCGCUAGUAGGCAUCUUUACUGUCGGUGGUCCCCUUGGAUUCUACCUGAUCGCGAUGGUCCAUCAUCCAGAUUGGCAGGAAAGAGUCCAGAGAGAAGUUGAUGAGGUCUGCAAGGGGCGUUUACCGACUCUCGAAGACAAACCAAGCCUGCCGAUCUUGCGCGCCUGUAUCAAAGAGACCAUGAGAUGGAGACCCAAUGUACCAACAGGGGUUGCCCACGAGAUGGAAGCGGACGACGUCUACAAAGGCUACUUCCUCCCGAAAGGAACGCGGAUCCUACCUUUGGACUGGGCAUUCCUUCGCAAUCCCUUGAAAUACCCUGACCCAGACAACUACCGCCCUGAAAGAUGGCUGGAGCCAGAAUGGCCCACAUACCAGGAGCCAUUGACUACUUUCCCGAGACUCAAGGGGAUGACAUCUUUCGGAUGGGGACAACGACAGUGUCUGGGCCAAAGCCUCACAGAAGAUGAGUUGAUAGUCGCAUGUGGUGCGCUGGCCUGGUGCUUUAACUUGAAGCACAAAAAGGACCCCGAAACCGGGCGGCCUCUUCCUGUGCCGGUGAACAAGACCAACUCGCUACUUAUCCUCAAACCAGACCCCUUCCAGAUGGCCUUUGAGCCCCGGAGCGAAGCGCGCAAGCAGGAAGCCCUUCGCCUCUGGAGAGAAUCUGAAACCAAAGACGCUCAAGAUAGGGCAGCAUUUUUGAAUGCGACAAAGCAAAGCCAGUCAUCUUAG